AUGGGCAUCCGUUUGUUCAAUGCUAAGCAGGUUGUGAGGCGUAUUCUUUUGUCUGCAGAAGGAAGCAGUAAUGUGCCAAAAGGCCAUUUUGUUGUGUAUGUUGGAGAAACUCAAAAGAGAUGUGUUGUUCCCAUCUCCUACUUGAAGAACCCUUCAUUUCAGAAGUUGCUUAGACAUGUUGAAGAAGAGUAUGGCUUUAACCAUCCUAUGGGAGGUCUCACCAUCCCAUGCAGCAUUAGCGAGGUCUGUGCCAAAAGCAGUCCUGAUGGGAAAGGAGGGGCUUCUAAAGAUGAUUUUCAUCUAUCCGACUGGAGACUGCUUGCGAUCCGUCCGUAA
Messenger RNA from Populus euphratica (Euphrates poplar), 336 nucleotides. Its product is annotated as auxin-induced protein 15A-like. The transcript is spliced from 2 exons. Gene Ontology annotation, biological process: response to auxin. NCBI's taxonomy places the organism in Eukaryota, Viridiplantae, Streptophyta, Magnoliopsida, Malpighiales, Salicaceae. The coding region runs from base 1 to 336 and encodes 111 amino acids. The record is from RefSeq and is a predicted model, not a curated record.